UCCGAAACAAAAGUCUAUAGCUUUAGGUCCAAUAGGUUGUAGGCUCAAGCCCAUUAACUCUAUCCCCCUCUCACGCUCCCCCCCUCUCUCUCUCUGCAAAACCCUAGAUUACCAAAAGUGAAAGAAGCCCGGCCAUUGUAUCCGAUCGGCAGACUCGUCCUCGCCGUGGAUCUCCGCCGUAAGGAGCGGCGCAAGGGCUUGGUUCCAGUCUAAGAUGUUAGCAACAACUGAAAACAACGAGCCAAUUAGUACAGAACCAACACAGUCUAACAAGCGAAGGAGAAAGAAGUCGAUUGUGUGGGAGCACUUUACUAUAGAACCUGUAGGUGCUGGAUGUACAAGAGCUUGCUGUAAGCAGUGCAAACAAACCUUUGCAUACAGUACAGGUACAAAACUAGCAGGGACCAGCCACCUGAAACGACACAUUAUGUUAGGGACCUGCCCAGCAACUCGUCGUAAUCAGGAAAAGAAUCAAUUAACACCGUAUACUCCAAACUCAAAACCUGGUAGUGCUACUGAUCCUCCACCAAGGAGACGCUAUAGAGCAAGUCCUGGCACACUAAGUUUGUUUGAUCAGGACCGCUGUCACCAUGAGAUUGCUAAGAUGAUCAUCAUGCAUGAGUAUCCACUUCACAUGGUAGAACAUCCUGGCUUUGUAAGCUUUGUCCAAAACCUUCAACCUCGUUUUAGUAUGGUAAAUUUUAGCACUGUCCAAGGUGACUGUGUAGCUCUUUACCUAAGGGAGAAACAAAGCCUUAUGAAGAUUCUGGAAGGGACUUCUGGGAAGAUCAGUCUUGCCUUAGACUUGUGGACAUCAAAUCAAACCCUAGGCUAUGUGUUUGUAAUGGGACACUACAUCGACAAUGAAUGGAAGUUACAGCGGCGAAUUCUUAAUGUUGUGAUGGUACCAUCUAUUGAAAGUGGAAAUGCAUUCAAUCAUGCUGUUGCUACUUGCCUUUCUGAUUGGGGUUUGGAAAGCAAGUUAUUUGCUGUCACUUUGAAUCAGCAGCUCUUGAAUGAUAGUGCAAAUGGAGAUAUUAGAGGUUACUUCUCCAUCAAGAAUCCAAAUAUGCUUAAUGGCCAACUACUAAUUGGCCAUUGUUACGCCCAUGUUUUAAGUAGUGUUGCACAAGAUGCAUUGGGAGCAUUGCAGGAAAUCAUCAACAAAGUUCGGACAAGUGUGAAGUUUGUGAAGACGUCAGAUGCCCAUGAAGAAAAGUUUAUCGAGCUUAAACAACAACUUCAAGUUCCCAGCACAAAGAGUCUGUCCAUUGAUGACCAAAAAAAAUGGAAUACAACAUAUCACAUGCUGGUGGCUUCCUUAGAGUUAAAGGAAGUAUUUUCAUGCUUGGAUACCUCUGAUCCUGAUUACAAGGAAGCCCCAACCAUGGAUGAUUGGAAGCAGAUUGAGACUCUAUGCAUAUACUUGAAACUUCUAUAUGAUGCAGGUAACUUGUUAACCAGUGCAACAUACCCAACUGCCAACACAUUCUUCCAUGAGGUAUGGAAAAUCCAAUUAGAGCUGACCCAUGCAGCAACGAGCCAGGAUCCCUUUGUAAGCAGCCUUACCAAGUCAAUGCAGGAGAAAUUUGAUAGAUACUGGAGGGAUUGUAACCUGGUCUUAGCAAUUGCCGUUGUUAUGGAUCCUCGGUUCAAGAUGAAGCUUGUGGAGUUCAGUUUCUCAAAGAUCUAUGGUGAUGAUGCGGGUGAAUAUAUCAGGGUUGUAGAUGAGGGAAUUCAUGAACUCUUUCUUGAAUAUAUGGCACAACCCCUUCCUCUAACACCAACUUAUGUGGAACGAGAAACUCCCAAGACAGAAUCACCGGGUGGUAUCCUUCUGUCCAGUGGUGAUGGACUUCUGGAUUUUGAUGUCUUCAUUUCAGAGAUGUCAAGUAGCCAAAACUCCAAGUCUGAGCUGGACCAAUAUCUGGAAGAGUCACUGUUGCCCCGGAUACAGGAAUUUGACAUCUUGAGUUGGUGGAAACUGAACAACCUCAAGUAUCCAACACUUUCCAGGAUGGCUCGAGAUAUUUUAGCAAUCCCUGUAUCCCCUGCCUCAGCUGAUUCUGUAUUCGAUACCGAAAUCAAAAGGCUUGAUUCCUACCGGAGUUCCCUUCGUCCUGAGACAAUCGAGGCCCUUAUUUGUGCCAAGGAUUGGCUUCCUCAUGGAACGCCCUCUGCUGAGCUUUCCAAGGCCAUUGUGAAAAUGGAAUUUUGAAUUUAUGUUAUUUCCUUUUUCUUUUUUGCUCAUCUUGAAGUGUUUAAGCUUCAGACAGUAGCUUAUUUCUAUGGGUUUUCUUUGGAUUUAGAACUCACAACAGCUGUAAUAUGUGUUCAUAGUUUUCUUUGGUAGGUUGGAUAAAUUUUGUCUCUUUGAUAUCGUUCUUGUUUCUUGGGAUAGUUGGAUACCUGACAUUGGUCCGUUGUGACUUGUGAUCCA
Messenger RNA from Nelumbo nucifera (sacred lotus), 2440 nucleotides. Its product is annotated as zinc finger BED domain-containing protein DAYSLEEPER-like. Gene Ontology annotation, molecular function: DNA binding; protein dimerization activity. The record is from RefSeq and is a predicted model, not a curated record. Lineage: Eukaryota; Viridiplantae; Streptophyta; Magnoliopsida; Proteales; Nelumbonaceae.